Messenger RNA from Anoplopoma fimbria (sablefish), 2646 nucleotides. It is a transcript of the gene arf6a, whose product is annotated as ADP-ribosylation factor 6a. The transcript has 2 exons. Gene Ontology annotation, biological process: vesicle-mediated transport; intracellular protein transport. Gene Ontology annotation, cellular component: cytoplasm. Lineage: Eukaryota; Metazoa; Chordata; Actinopteri; Perciformes; Anoplopomatidae. Bases 852 to 1379 code for a protein of 175 amino acids. The record is from RefSeq and is a predicted model, not a curated record. Gene Ontology annotation, molecular function: GTPase activity; GTP binding.
CCGCUGUGACUGAACGGCUGGAGAGAGACAGAGAGAGAGGGAGGGAGGACGAGAGAGAGAAAGAGAGGGGAAAGAGAGGGGAGAAACGGCCGGGGGACUGGGGGAUGACUGCCGCAUAGAGGGGGUAGAGAAGAGAAAAAAGUCGGAUGAAUCAAUGACCUUUUUGAAUGCUCCUGCUCUGGAUGUCCCGCUGCAGAAACGGAUCUUAUAAUUGGGUGUUUUUUGUUUAUUAUAAUAAGAAAUAAACCACCGUGCUUUUGAAAUCCAUCGACAGGGAUUGUGUGAGGGCAAGUGUGGACAGCCGGCAGCCAAGGAGGAAGUGGGAACCCCGGGCUUGGACAGGGCCUGAUUUAUAUAUAUAUAUAUAUAUUUAUAUAUAUAUAUAUAUAGUGGAUAUAGUUGUUUUUUUUGUACUUUGCAUCAAAUCCAGCUUGACUGAGAACAAACGGAUUUUUCUUUUUUUUUUUUUUUUUUUUUUUUUUGCAUGGUGAAGAAAUGUGGAUUUUGCAGGAAGUCUGGAUGUAAUAUUUUCUUCCUACAUAGGAGGGCAGUGGAUCAUGAAAAUACAUCCCCACCCAAUUCUGCAAGGGCUACACGCACGCACGCACGCACACAGCUCAACAUUGACUCCUCUCAGGUCAGAUUAUCACAGUCCAGAUAGUUGUUAUCCAACUGCACAAACUUGAAUAUUGACACUCGUUGUCAGCCCGUCACGUGGAGGGCUUUUUCACCACACACUGAAACUGUGACCCCUCAGUUGUAUUGUAGUAAAAAAAAAACACAACUUUGCAUUAUCCCUCAUAAGAGAUUUAUUUUUCUCUAGUUCAAAGUAUUUAUGCACAGCAAACAAGAUGGGCAAAGUGAUCUCAAAGAUCUUUGGCAACAAGGAGAUGAGAAUAUUGAUGCUUGGACUUGAUGCUGCGGGCAAAACCACCAUCCUGUACAAGCUGAAGCUGGGACAGUCGGUCACCACCAUCCCCACGGUGGGCUUCAACGUGGAGACCGUCACCUACAAGAACGUGAAGUUCAACGUGUGGGACGUCGGCGGGCAGGACAAGAUCCGGCCCCUUUGGAGACAUUACUACACGGGCACCCAGGGCCUGAUUUUCGUGGUGGACUGCGCCGACAGGGACAGGAUCGACGAGGCCAAGCAGGAGCUCCACCGGAUCAUCAACGACCGGGAGAUGAGGGACGCCAUCAUCCUGAUCUUCGCCAACAAACAGGACCUCCCGGACGCCAUGAAGCCCCACGAGAUCCAGGAGAAGCUGGGCCUGACCCGCAUCAGAGAUAGGAAUUGGUACGUUCAGCCCUCGUGUGCGACGACGGGGGACGGACUAUACGAGGGCCUCACCUGGCUGACCUCAAAUUACAAAUCUUAAUGUUCCUCCCACUUCCACCAGCCUGGACACUUGGAUGCAAAAACAAAAAAAAAAAAAGUAGCUGAGAAUGAAAACACAUGUUUGAAAAAAAUGCAAUCUGAAGCAAUUAAUACCACGACCUCUCUGCUGAGUGUAUAUCAAAGAGAGUAGCAAUUAUAUUUUUGUUUAAUUUUUCCUUUUUUGAUAAUGAUGACUUCAACAUAACCCCAGAUUUCAUUUAAACAAAAGACAAUUUAUUUUUUUGGCUGGCUUUUCUUUAUUUUUUUGUAGUUUGCUUUGGUUCACAUUCUGUAUAAUCAGUACUGUUUAAAUAUACAAAACGCCUACUUUUGAGCUCUUCUUUUGUUUUCCUCCUUUAUUUUUGUAUCAUUUCUUUUUAAGGGGACUUUGGGACACACAUUUAUACGUUUUGCCCCAGCUUAGCUCUUAUUCAGUAUUUCUAAUGACCCAGCUGCAUAUCCAAAGGAUGGGGAAAUUCCAGAAACCAUUGCCUACAUCAGCAUAUCACUUUCAUGGCUAAAACGGCCGCUGUAAUUUGAAUGAAUGUGUAUUAUUAUGGAUGUUUUAGGAAAAAAAGUUUCAUAAUUGAUUGUAUUGGGAUGGUUGAGGAAAUGUAUUCGUACUGAUUUCCUGUGUCGUGAUCUCAUCCUUCAUGUCUACUGUGGCGGUUUUGUUCUGACAGACACUACGUGGACGCUGGAUAUUCACACACACACACACACACACACUGUGAUAUGGAUAUAUAUUUUUGUUGUUUCAGGGUCUGAAUCUGUUACCACCAGUCUUAUUAUUGCCUCUUUCUGUUCCUCCCAGAGCUUCCAUUACUGUUGAGUAUUUGUAGUUUCAGCUGCCUUAAGAAGGGACCCGGGUUACAGGUGCCCUCUAAAAAAAAAAUAUGAAGACAGUUUCUGCGGCAGAAGGUUUUUCUCAACUGCUGAGUUUGCACUUUGGGAGAGGUGGGGUGGUUACCAACUAGCUGGCUGUGCACAUUUAGAUUUUUUCUGCGAGUGACUUUUGGACCUCAGCAAAUGUUUACGAAACUCCCAACCCCCCCCCAACCAUCUCAGACGCAGGUGCUUCAGUGACUGCAACACUGAUCUUCUUUGUUUCUUUACCCAUCGUCAUCUUCCAUUUAAGGUCCUGCAGACACACAUCCAAUCUCUGUUAAUCGCUCAUAGAUAAUGCUGUUUUAUUUUUUUUUUGUUCUUUUUUUCAUUUUUUGUUGCUAUGCUGAUGAAAUAAUAAAAAAGAUAUAUCCAGAUCAGAA